AACAUGAAGGUCCUCUUGCUGUUGGGAUUGGUGGCUGUUGCCUUUGCCGAAGUCACUCGCUUCGAGGGAGAUAAAGUCUUCCGCCUGAAGCCUGUGCUUGAUGAGCAUGUUGCCCUCAUCAAGAAACUGGCAAAGGACAUUGAGGUGGACUUCUGGAGCCCUGACGAUGCCAGCCUGGUGAAGGCCAACAUGGAGGUGGACAUCCACGUGCGCGCCAUGUACCUGAACAUCGUCUCCACCGUCCUGAACCAGAGCGACAUGGAGCACAACGUCCUCAUCGACGAUGUCCAGAAGGCCGUUGAUGGCCAGGCUGAUAACGGACCCUCCCCCAGAGCCCACAGCUACACCAAGUACAACACCUGGAGUGAAAUCCAGACCUGGAUUUCCACCAUUGCCGCCUCCGACGCUUCUCUGAUCAGCAGUCAGACGAUUGGAAACACAUAUGAGGGACGCCCCAUGACUCUCCUGAAGCUCGGUAAGAAAACCAGCUCCACGAAGCCCGCCAUCUUCAUGGACUGCGGUAUCCACGCCAGAGAGUGGAUCACUCCUGCUUUCUGCCAGUGGUUUGUCAACGAGGCUCUGAACACCUACGGCAGUGAUUCUCAGAUGACCAGCCUGCUCGACGAGAUGGACGUGUACGUUCUGCCCCUCUUCAACGUCGACGGCUACCACUACACCCACACCAACGACAGGAUGUGGAGGAAGACUCGCUCCAGGAACUCUGGAUACAGCUGCGUCGGAACUGAUCCCAACAGGAACUUUGACGCCGGCUGGUGCACUCUCGGCGCUUCCAGCUACCCCUGCAGCGACACCUACUGUGGAAGUACUCCUGAGUCCGAGAUCGAAGUGAAGAACGUCGCCAACUUCAUCCGCUCGAAGAAGUCGGUCAUCAAGGCCUACCUCACCAUGCACUCCUACUCCCAGCUGCUGCUCUUCCCCUACUCCUACACCUACGACCUGGCUGCCGACAACGACGAGCUGAUGGCGCUUGCUGAGGGAGCCUCCAACGCCCUGCGCAGUCUGUAUAACACUCGCUACACCAGCGGACCUGGAGCUACCACCAUCUACCCCGCUGCCGGAGGCUCCGACGACUGGGCCUACGACCUGGGAGUGAAAUAUUCCUUCACCUUCGAGCUGCGUGACACCGGCCGCUACGGCUUCCUGCUGCCCGAGUCUCAGAUCAAGCCCACAUGCGAGGAGACCAUGCUGGCCGUCAAGUACAUCGCCGCCUACGUCCAGAAGAACCUCUAUUAAAAAGUGGGACUGCCAGGACCCCCGCCAACUCGGCUCCUCUGUACCAGCCCCCGGCCCCUCCAACCUCUCAGCCAUCUCCUGCCCGUAUCCAUGGAUACGGGCACCACCCGCCAUGUUUCCUCACUGUGUUUGACAGAAUGUCAAGAUGAGUGCAAACAAUAAAAUCAAUGAUCCAUCCCC
Salarias fasciatus (jewelled blenny) is the source of this 1434-nucleotide messenger RNA. RefSeq names its product carboxypeptidase B1 (tissue) (gene cpb1). NCBI's taxonomy places the organism in Eukaryota, Metazoa, Chordata, Actinopteri, Blenniiformes, Blenniidae. The transcript has 11 exons. The coding region runs from base 4 to 1254 and encodes 416 amino acids. Gene Ontology annotation, molecular function: zinc ion binding; metallocarboxypeptidase activity. Gene Ontology annotation, biological process: proteolysis. The record is from RefSeq and is a predicted model, not a curated record.